GUGACAGCGGCGAGUCCCGGCUUCGCUGCAGGUCCGGGCGAGGACAGGUCGAGCUGGGCAGCGUGUCCCUCCACCCGCUCCCUUUCCCCCUCGCCGCUCGCAGCGCUACCAACCUUCCAGGUUGUAACUUCUGCUCCCCCUGCCCACCCCAUCACCUUCUGGCCGGGACCCGGCCUGUCCACUUCUAGGCUCAGGAGGUUUUAGUGGCUUCAAAACAAAACAAAACCCCAAACCAAAAAAAAAACCUGCUUGAGAGGAGGGGGCGUGGCGGGGAAGGAUGCGAGACCCCGUUUUCCUGCUCGGCUUCUGGAGCCUCUAUUGUUGCUUCCCGGCGGGAAGUCUCACAACCUUACGUCCCCAGGGGUCGCUGCGAGAUGAGCACCAUAAACCCACCGGAGUACCAGUUACUGUAACCACCAAACCCUCGGUGACUUUUAACAUCCGCACUUCUAAGGACCCAGAGCACGAAGGGUGUAAUCUCUCCCUUGGUGACAGCAAACUCUUAGAAAACUGUGGCUUCAACAUGACAGCCAAAACCUUCUUCAUCAUUCAUGGAUGGACGAUGAGUGGCAUGUUUGAAAGCUGGCUGCAUAAACUCGUGUCAGCCCUGCAGACGAGAGAGAAAGAUGCGAACAUAGUGGUGGUGGACUGGCUGCCCCUGGCUCACCAGCUGUAUAUAGAUGCCGUCAGUAACACCAGAGUGGUGGGACGGAGAGUGGCUGGGAUGCUAAACUGGCUGCAGGAGAAGGGAGAGUUUUCUCUUGGGGAUGUUCACUUGAUUGGCUACAGCCUGGGAGCACACGUGGCUGGAUACGCCGGCAACUUUGUGAAGGGAACAGUGGGCAGGAUCACUGGAUUGGAUCCCGCCGGACCCAUGUUUGAAGGGGUGGACAUCGACAGGAGGCUGUCCCCGGACGAUGCGGACUUUGUGGAUGUCCUGCAUACCUACACGCUGUCUUUUGGCUUGAGCAUUGGGAUUCGGAUGCCCGUGGGUCACAUUGACAUCUAUCCCAAUGGUGGUGACUUCCAGCCGGGCUGCGGAUUCAACGAUGUCAUGGGAUCUUUCGCGUAUGGAACAAUCUCAGAGAUGGUGAAAUGUGAGCACGAGCGAGCCGUACACCUCUUUGUCGAUUCUCUGGUGAAUCAGGACAAGCCGAGCUUCGCUUUCCAGUGUACGGACCCCAACCGCUUCAAAAAGGGCAUCUGUCUCAGCUGCAGGAAGAACCGUUGUAACAACAUUGGCUACAAUGCUAAGAAAAUGAGAAAGAAGAGGAAUAGCAAGAUGUAUUUAAAAACCCGGGCGGGCAUGCCUUUCAGAGUUUACCAUUAUCAGCUGAAAAUUCACAUGUUUUCUCACAAGAACAGCGGGGACAUCCAGCCCGACCUCUACAUUACCCUGUAUGGUAGCAACGCAGACUCCCAGAACCUGCCCUUGGAAAUCGUGGAGAAGAUUGAGCUGAAUGCCACAAACACCUUCCUGGUCUACACUGAGGAGUGCUUGGGUGAUCUCUUCAAGAUCAGACUUACCUGGGAGGGAGUAUCCAGUUCCUGGUACAACCUGUGGAAUGAGUUUCGCAGCUACCUGUCCCAACCCAGCAGCCCCUCGAGGGAGCUGCACAUCCGACGCAUCCGUGUCAAGUCUGGGGAAACCCAGCGAAAAAUGGCAUUUUGCAUUCAAGACCCUAUGAAGAAUAGCAUCUCCCCUGGCCAGGAGCUGUGGUUUUACAAGUGUCAGAAUGACUGUAGAGUGAAAAACUAAACCAGUCCCUUUGCGGAGCUGGCCUGAGGGCCCAAGAAGUCCUGAUGUCCACACCCACACCCUACUGUCCAUGCACAUGGAGGAACGUUACUGCUGAAGACCCACUGGAUGGAAGACCUCAGCCUUGAGCCCCAGGAGGAGCUUGCUCGCUGGGCUUCUCCUGUCUCCCCUAACAUCCGGGACUUCUCCCAGAGAGGCCUGUGCACUGCCGAAGCUCCUGCUGAGGAUUCUAACUGCAAACCUCUGUUGUCACCUCAGGAAGCCGAGUCCGGGUUGCUGUGUGAGCACUGGAAUGCCCACAGCCCCCGUACCCUCUGGGCUGCUCUCCCUGUUGCUAGGUGGGUGCUGGCUUGGUCCAGCAUCAGGGAAGACAGGUUCUGUGUGGAAGGUUGGCAGCUGCUUGGCCUUGCUGAACCUUAGUGACAAGUCUUUGCCUCAGGAGCUGUCUCAUGCCAUUGUGGCAUACCUGUUCCCUAGAGAGGGGACCGUAGAUCAGGCUGGGACUGCUGCCCUCCCCCAUGAGGUACUGAUGGGUCCUGCUUAUUUCAUCACACCUUCUGAAGUUCACAUCGUUGGCAUUUCCUUUUCCUUUUAUUCAUACUUCGGCUGAACCAACAUUUAUUGGGCACUUCACCUAAUUAGCACCAGGCAGCAGACACAUGACUCAACUUUGGCAUUUGGAGCCAAUGAGAUCAAGAUCCCUGGAAUCUCUCAAGUUCACCGGCCCGUGGGUGUGCCUGUGUUAGUUAAAGAAAGAUGGGAUCAAGGCGAGGGCUACAGGCUGAGUGAACUUGGGCUCUGAGGCUUUUCUGUACCGUUUCCUCUGAGGGCCGCCCUUGAUCUCUAGCAGAAUGGCAAGCAGAAAAUCCGGCCUGCUGGCUGCAGUGGUGGAGCAAAGUCUUCGCUGGUUAGGGAGUUACACAGUAUGGCAUGAGUUCUGCAUACCUGCUGGACAGAGCUGGCUUGGCGUUUGCUACAGUGCUCUUCCUUCCGCAACAUAGUUUCUGUUUAUAUCAGUGCCUUAUCUAUUAAACUCCUGGAGGGAAGCCCCCCUAGUCUAGCGCUUCAUGUGAACUGAUACACGUGAUGCCCGAGACACCCUUUUGUAGCUUUUAGACAGCUUGCAUGUAUGCAACCUAAUUAGAGUACAGGGAGCAAGGCAGCCAUUAUUCUUGUUCUACGAAAUCAAGGCUUAGGGAAGUCCAGCCACCUGCCUAGACGACGUAUCAAGGUGGUGGUGGGAGGGGGGGCAAGCUAAGGACCCGGCAAGGUUUCCUGGAGGCCAAGUUCAUGAAAUCCUUUCAGUAACUCCAUGGAGAUGUCUGCAGCCACUUCCCGCCAAUAUGUUCCCGAUGCGUGAUAAGCUUCAGAGCUAUUCUAAAAUCCAAACCCUUUCCUUUAAGAUCCAAGCAGGAGAGCACAUGGGAGAAGGGGUGAGGCUUUGUGAGUGUGCUCUCGGCUUGGGGGUGGGAGAGCGAUCGCUGUGUUUAGGUUCGUAAUGGGCUUUCUUCGUAUCUGUACUGUCCCAAUUUUCUAUCACUGCUUCAUGCCAAAGUCCUGAAGACAUAGCCAGUUGACCCUUCACACAAAGUGCCCUCUCGAGCCCCGGGUGUGCUUCUGCGACUGCCUUCUAGCCAAAGUGAAGCUUGUUAUUGGCCAUGCAUCCUGUGAUGUCCAGCUUGUGUUUAGUAAUGGAAGGUUCGAGAGCUGAAUCCUCUGUGGGUCGUGUAUUUAUCCAUUUGGCUUGAAGCCUUUUUUGUAUAUCUGUUGCUUUUUAAAAAAAAAUGCUCAGACCACUAUUUAUUUCUUGAGUGUAUAUAAUGUAUAAAGACAAAUAUAUGGUUAGUUUUUUCUUUAAGAUUAACCAAUUUCAAGAUUUACAGAAAGUUUAAUAGUAAAAUAAUAAAAAAAAAGUGUACGGCUCUUAA
Messenger RNA from Rattus rattus (black rat), 3687 nucleotides. It is a transcript of the gene Lipg, whose product is annotated as lipase G, endothelial type. The record is from RefSeq and is a predicted model, not a curated record. Gene Ontology annotation, molecular function: lipoprotein lipase activity; protein binding. Bases 278 to 1759 code for a protein of 493 amino acids. The transcript has 10 exons. Gene Ontology annotation, biological process: lipid metabolic process. NCBI's taxonomy places the organism in Eukaryota, Metazoa, Chordata, Mammalia, Rodentia, Muridae.